Formica exsecta is the source of this 10086-nucleotide messenger RNA. RefSeq names its product PHD finger protein rhinoceros-like (gene rno). Gene Ontology annotation, biological process: regulation of transcription by RNA polymerase II. The record is from RefSeq and is a predicted model, not a curated record. The transcript is spliced from 11 exons. Bases 734 to 9616 code for a protein of 2960 amino acids. Lineage: Eukaryota; Metazoa; Arthropoda; Insecta; Hymenoptera; Formicidae.
GCUGGGUCGGUCACGUGACAUCGUACUUCCACAGUUAUUUUUUCAGGCAUGAUGGCGCCAAACGCCAGUAUUCACUUUUAUGUAAAUAUAAUAUUGAUUUGGUGCGUACCGCGAUCAAACACGAGCGUUCGCCGUAUCGCGGCCGGCCGUCGAAAGUAGCCCCGAGUAGCCGGGGUAACGCGCGGACCCGCCGGCGGAGUGAGUAACGGACUUGCCUGUGCCGCCCGCCUGGAAUCGCUAAUGAGGACAUGUUGGUUAGGCUGCCGUGACAGGGAGAGAGAGAGAGAGAGGACGAGGCCGUUACGCACUUGCAGGCAGCAGCCCGUCGGCGUGAACGCGGCGGCUCGGGAGCGCGCACGGCGAUUGCCGGCGGCCCCGCGGCCGGUUUCACGCCCGCUCGCAAUCACGUGCCGCCUCGCGCGCGGAAAUAUAUCCGGCUAAUAGAUCAAUAAUAAGCAGCAGCAGCAGCAGGAGCACCAGCAGCACCAGCAGCAGCAACGUAAUGGAGCCGUGAGCAUUCUCGUAGAUGUACGCAAUUGCAUCAAUCGCCCUUGCCGACCGUGAUCCGCCGUGUAUACAAUGAGAUUUAACGCCGCCCGCGGCCCGCUCGACCGUCGACACGUGCAUUCUGAAGAAAAUCUGCUUUCCAGAUAAUAAAUAUAUGGAUAACUAUGUAGGUGCAUACAGUUUACCUGCAUGUGCCACGUACCACUAGCUUAUUUGGCAUAGUAGAAUGGCACAACGAGGCAAGAGGCAUAGAAACGACAAUGAUCUGGCGUCUUGUCCGGGCGCUAUUAAGAGGCGCAAGUGUAGAUUGGGCCCAGCUGCCACUGGUUCAUCGGCAUUGGCAGCGACCAUGGGCCCCUCUGAAGAGGAGGAAACGAUGGCGUCAUCCAGCCAAGGAGGGGCACCCUGGACCGCCCGACCUGUCAGUGAUAUCAAGAUUCCCAGCAUAUACAAUCGAUCGUCCGCUGAAGCCCCGGCAGAGUUAUUUCGCAAAGAUCUGAUCAGCGCUAUGAAAUUGCCAGAUAGUGAACCAUUAAGUCCAAACGAAUAUUGGGUUAUAACUGAUCAAUGGAAACAGGAGUGGGAAAGAGGUGUUCAAGUACCAGUUAAUCCGGAUUCUCUUCCCGAACCGACGGUUACUGUUACGGAAACAUCUCCAUUGAAGUUACAAACUGAAUUCAAAUUGCCUAAAAAAUUCGUAAGAAUAUCCCGUGAUGAUUAUUUUAACUCAGAAGAUCAUCAUUUAAGUAAUACUCCAGCAAGAGCAGAGAAAGCUUGUGCUUAUGACCUUGACGAUACUGAUAUUGCCUGGUUGGAAGUAUUUAACGGUGAACGAGCGCAGGCUGGACAAAUGCCGGUUACAGAAUCGCAAUUGGAACGUGUAAUAGAAGAGUUAGAAGUACGAUGUUGGGAAAGGAUUCAAACAAUUGUGAAAAACGAGGAGGGACUCGGGAUUGAGUAUGAUGAAAAUGUCAUUUGUGAUGUAUGCAGAUCGCCGGAUUCGGAGGAGGGUAAUGAGAUGGUGUUUUGUGAUUGUUGCAACAUAUGUGUACAUCAAGCUUGUUAUGGCAUUACUUCGAUACCCGAUGGCUCUUGGUUAUGUAGAACUUGUUCGUUAAGUCAAAGACCCGACUGUGUAUUAUGCCCUAAUAAGGGUGGUGCAAUGAAGUGUACACGAAGCGGUCAAAAAUGGGCUCACGUUUCGUGUGCACUCUGGAUUCCCGAAGUUAGCAUUGGUUGUGUAGAGAGAAUGGAACCAAUUACAAAAAUAUCCAGUAUCCCGCAAAGUCGGUGGGCCCUAAUUUGCGUUUUAUGCCGCGAACGUGUGGGUGCUUGCAUCCAGUGCAGUAUAAAAACAUGUAAGACAGCGUAUCAUGUUACAUGUGCUUUUAAAUAUGGGCUUGAAAUGAAGGCGAUUAUCGAGGAUGAAAUGGCGGAUGAUGGUGUGAAAUUAAGGUCAUAUUGUCAAAAGCACAGUAGAACAAAUACAAAAGACAAAGUUGGCGUUGGGGGUAGCGUAGGAAGUGGUGGUGGAAAGGGAGGAUCAGAUUCCGAGGAUGGUGAAUCCAGACGGCGUAAACGAAAAGACAUGACUUCUGAAGAAAAAAAUCAAGCCCGCGCAGCCAAAUUGCAGGAAAUUGAAGCAGAAUUCGAUAAACAUGUUAGUAUAAAGGACAUUACCUCCCAGCAAUUGGAUAUAGAUCCCGACAGCAUUGUAUACAUUUAUAACUAUUGGAAACUUAAAAGAAGAGCCGGUCAUAAUAAACCAUUGUUGGCACCUCGUUGUGGCGAGUUAUCGAGCGCGGGCGCACGUGCUCAGGGUCAGGCAGCGGAUGUGGAGAAGAUGCGUACUUUCGUUCAACUGCGCCAAGAUCUGGAACGUGUACGUAAUCUGUGCUACAUGGUCGGUCGCCGCGAGAAACUUUGUCGCAGUUUCCUGAGACUGCGCGAACAGACCUUUCACAAGCAGGCAACGGUGAUGGCUGGGCCACCGUUGUCUCCGGCGGCAGCCGUUGCUGUCGUCGAGGCCAAUCAUGGGCCCUCGAUAUACGAUCGUCUCUAUUCCCAUCCCGAUGCUGAGGAUCAUACGCACGAUUUUGAAACGAUACUUGCCCGGAUUGCGGGUGUCGAGUCGCCCGCGCCGGCAUCGAGCGAUGAAAAGAAAGUACAACCGGACUUUAAUGGUGCAUCCAAUAAGAAGCUUUACUUCAACGGUUCCGUCAGACGGAAGAGCCUAUACGGCAGCGAUCUGUCGUCAAUGAGCAGCAGCGAAACAGACGCGACGAAACCGGAAAGAAAAGUCGGAAUUGGCAAAUGCACGAACAAGUCUAAAAGUUUAAAAGUCGGGAGCGAAUCGAGCACGGAAGAUGAAGGAAACACAACGACGAAGAACAAAACGUCGGUCACUAGACGAAAAUCAAAAAAGAACGCGUCGGACAGGGGAUUGCGGGUCAAAUUGCGCGACAGCAGUGAAAGCGAUAAACUGGAUACGGUCAACAAAUCGCGUACUCUGCAACAUAUGGAACUUGGCAGUUCUGGCAGUGAGAGCGAUGAGUUAUUGCCGUUGAGUACUAAUGCCGGUUCUCGCCUCGGACCAUCCGCUGCUUCCGCUAUAUAUUCGGACACCGAUUCAGACUCGCAGGAACAUCGUAAUCCGGAACAUCAUUCUGUACUUAUCACGAAAGCCGCGGUGAAGGAAUUUUCGGCGGCAGAUAUAUCCAAAAAUAAUCAGAAGAACUUUGCGUCUAAAGACGCUACAAAGUCAGAAUAUCAGGAUGAAUGUACGAAGAACAAGGAGAACAUGAAAAAUCCUAAGAAGAAGGAAUACAUACCAUCUGCUCUGAUAGUUCCGCAGCGGCAAGCAGCAAAAAAGGCGUCGGAGAUUAUGCAGCGAACGCAGAGUAAGAAGGAGAACACCACGAGUGAGCCUGUAGAGUUUGUGAAAUCACCCGGAGAACCUUUGAAACCGACUAAAGAAAAGCCUAGCAAGAAACAUCGUGACAACAAGACACCGAAGGAUGCUAAAAACAAUGACGUUUACGAUUUUGACAAGGAGUUUGGCGAUGGCACGGAAAUCCUCGCUUAUGUGCCGCAACGGCAGGCCGCGAAGAAAGCUGCGGAGCAUAUUAAGAGCGGUAUGGGCACGAAAACUGCUCAACCGGAUGUCGAGAUUGCGGACAUCAAACCAAAGAAAGAAUUGCCGGAUGGCGGUAAGAAGAAGGAAAUUGUCAAGAAGGAGGAAUCACCUAAGAAAGAGGAAUUACCAACGAGAAAGGAAGAGCCGCCGAAAGAAAAACGGGGAAAGAAACAGAUGCCCGAGAGUAGUAACAGCGAGAGUAGCAGCAGUGAAAGCAGCAGUGGCAGCAGUUCCUCGGAAAGUAGUAGCGAUUCCGAUGUAGCCAAGAGUCCAGUCCAGAAAAUGUCGAACAUUGUUAAGGAGCCAGCUUCCUCUUCCACUACUAAUACCACAUCCUCUGAAAGCGAUACCGGUAAUCAAGUAAAGAACAAAACCGUGAAUAAGCGACAGACGACGAAUAAAGUCGUAGACGAGGUAAUCGAGUCCGAAAAGAAGACUCUCGCGGGGCGGAAACUCAAGAGGCUGCCCGAUAAGAAGCUUAAAACUUCCGACGGGCGGCAUGGACCAGAGUUUCAGCCGCCGCUUAUUGAGAGAGAAGAAUCAAGUAGAGCCACAGUACCUAAAGAGCCACAGCAACAACAGCAGCAGCAGCAGUCACUUAGUAAGAAAGCCGAUCAAAGAGAUUCCAAAAAGUCAGCAUCCCUGCAAUCCCAACAGUCAGGUGAACAAAGUGUGCUCGGUGGUUCUCGAGAUAAUGAUGGGCUACGAAGUGUUUCUGGGGCCAAGUCUACUAAGAAAUCAAGUCAGUCUAAGCAGAUGCAACAACAACAGCAGUUCACUCUCAGAAAUAAGGAAGACGGCAGCGGCGGCGGAACAACGCCCAGAACGAAGUCGGAGACUCGCAAACGAAAAUCAAGUGAGGUUACCGCAAAGGAUGACAAGGGUAACAAAGAAACGACACCGCUCAAGAAAGUGGAAAAGAAACUAACGGAGAAAAUAAACAAGGAAACCGAAAAGGACAACAAACAUGAUGCUAUUAGUAAUAAGAAUGUUUCCGCAGAACCUCCGAAAACGACUGAAAAUACUACUAAGAUGGAUGAUAAAAAAGUCAAGAAAACUAGCAAUAGGAAUGCGAUCAAUACAUUGGAGGAGGAAAUGAAGCAACGACGAGCAGAACGGGACAGUCCAAAGAAGUCGUCGAGAGGAUUGGAUAAACUUCUCGAAAAGCGCGAGCAUCUAGAUAAACUAUCAAGGAGCAAAAUUGCUACUCAGGAGGAGAGAUCUGCAUGCAAUGAGAACAAAGACAAGGUCACAGCAGCGGAGAAACACGUUAUAAAGGAAACUAUUAAGAACGAGAACGUCAAGAAUCAUAUGAAUGAGGAAAUCGCGGUGCUAGAUGUCAUGAAAUUGGAGAAGGAGGAUGUAAAGAGAGACAUUGUUGAGAUUACGCCGGAAAAGUCUGCAGAUAGGAAAAAGAAAGCAGAGCAAAAGCUCGAGAGCGAGACGCAGGCUGCCGUUGAGAUGAUAACAAUCGAAGAGAACAGCGCUAAAGAAUCUAACAUUGAUAACAUCUGCUCAAGAUCGGUGCUCGACAAACCCGAAGCAGCGAUACCCGAGAAGGAGUGCCAGCAAAAAAGGAGGAAGUCCGUCAAUCGUUCAAUCUUUUCGCCGCAGCACGGCAGCAAGGAUCCCAGCGUGUCGGAGCUAUUCGACUUUGAUCAGGACAUACUGACCGAUGAUAUAGUGAAUGACGAUGGCUUUAGCAUACCACGCGAUGAAGAGCGAGGAGCGGCACCUCUUUCGUUUUCCUUCAACAACGAGCUUUGGUUCAAAGAAGACAAAGAGGAUAGUGCGCGUGAAACUCUGCAUCUAGUGGAAAAAUUGCGUUUGGAACUAUCGAAAAAAUCGAAUUCUAGUCAGUUCGAAUUGGAAUCCGUUCCGGCGGAAGAAGAACUUCCGAAAAAAGAAGAGCCGCCUUUCCAUUCGGUUGAAAAGCCAGCAAUCGAAGAGCAGCAGCCGAUGCUUCACAGCAAGGUAGAUGUAUUGGAGCAACAAUCGGUGGAACAACAGCCGCAACCGAUUGUGCAGCCGAUUGAGAUGAAAAAUAAUAGCGGGCCGGAACCCGUGCAAGUAUCCGAGGAUCUUACAUGCAAAAAUCACACUAUUGAAGACAAAAGAAAGCCCUGCUAUUCGAGCAAUAGCAAUAAUGAGCAACAUUACAUGUACGGAAAUGAGGAGCGCGAGACGGCCAAGGUGACAGUCGUAGAGCGUGCAAAGCUCGACAGGGCCGAGGCGGAUGAGAGAUGGGUACCGCCGAGCAUGGAUAAUUUUAAUCCGAACGAUGUGCAACAUUUGAACACGCUAAUCGACAACCAGAACCACCGUUAUGCCGCCGCGGCUGCUGUCGCGCAUCAAUUCUCGAACGACAUCAGUGCCGUAAUGCCGGAUCCCACGACGAAUCCUGAUGCGGCUCUAGUCGCGCAUUUGCAGCUCAAUAUGAACAUGCAGGAUCAGUAUCUGCAGUUGCAGCAGACGCACCCAAUGGAGCGGGUGCAACAGCAUCUAGAGGCGCAGCAUGCCGUGGCACAGGAGCAAUCGCGCGUGCAAUCUCUCGCGAUGAUGGAUCAGCAGCAAGUAACUGCGACUGGUGCGGGAAUACCGGCGCAGAUCGUCGACGAGAUCACGCCUAUGGAAAUGGUAAAUCGCCACUUGAUCAGUCUACCUAACUCGGAAGACUGCGAUCAGGGCAGCGAGAUGGAUCGCGUACUAGAUAAGGAGGAUGUCUCUUCGGAUCUCAGGCAGGACUACGCGCCGAGUGGUUCGCCCUACAACGAGCUCAAUGGUCGUCCGGAUACGCGAUGGGCCGAGAGCCAGGUGCUGCCUUCGCGUAGAUCUACGUCAUCGUCCAUCACGUCCGCAUCUUCCGCAGAGGAACACGCAGCCAUACCACCUUACAAGAACGUACCUCCGAUACCACCGUACCCACCGUGCACAAUAGAUGCGACGCCUUACCAUUCGUAUUCGGAGACCGGCUCUUAUGGUGCCGGAGCGGUGUCGUUGUUCCCGCCGCAGUCGUGCGCCGCCCAGUUGCCGUAUCCGUCGCCGUUCCCACCGCCUUUCGGCGCACCUUUCCCGACUCCGCCAUCCCUGCUGCCACACGUGCCGAAACCGCUCGAGGAAUCGCUCAACAUGCAAGCAUCGCCGUGCACCGCCGCAUUUACCUCGUCGUCGCACAACAUGGCGCUCACCGCGGCCAUGGUAUCGCCAACGAAGGUAACUACGCCGCCACCGCCAGCACCGCCACCGGCAGCACCAUCGGUGUCUCAACAGCAACCACAGCAGCAGCAACCACCAUCGACGCAGCCGCCAUCCUCGGAAACACCGGGGCACACGCCGUCUUUGUUGCCGCAGCAGGUUAAUUCGCCUACCGUACCGACGUCCUUCCUCAAUGCUAUCGCAGAGACGCAAGUCAGCAGCGAAACCGUCGUGGAAAAUAUAACGGAGGUACUUGGUGCGGACAACAAAAGUGCGUCGUCCGGAAAGAAGUCGCCAUCGAAACCAACAAGAACGUCUGCCAGGGUGACAUCGUUGCAGGGUAAAUCGCCCGGUAAAUCGCCACGUCAAGAAACCACCAGAACCGCACCGACCGCUCGCGGUCGCGGUAGAGGUGUUAAGGGAUCUCAACAUUCGAGUUACCGCGGUCGCGGUCGCGGCCGGGGACGGGGACGCGGCAGGAACAAUCAGAAUGCUUCUAUCGCGAUGAUGCCACCGAUGUCGAACGCACUGCAUAACGACGAUUCGAUACAGAACAAGCUUGUAGGCACCGUGUAUGAUUUUGAUUCGGAUGAGGACUCCGCGAACGAGACCAAUAUCGCGGAUCUACGAACGAUGCGUGAACGAAAAAGAUCCACCGACGUGAACGAGAAGACGCGGAUCAGCGAGCCACUCGGCAUGGCGAACGACGGCAGUAUCCAGUCCCUGUCUAGUCCCACGCUGCACGCCGCAAAGAAAUACGCCGAUGACAAGAAGCUUUCGUCACCGGCAGCGCAUCACGAUCAUCAGGCUGCCCUGGCCAAGUCCGAGUCGAGCGUUGGUCAUCAGGCGUUCGUCGACAAUACCGUUAUGCCGUUGUUACCAGGCCCAGUAGAUAUGCGCACGUAUAACUCGACCGUGGACCAACCGAGCUCGUCGGUCCACGGUCAGCCCUACGGCAAUCAUUUGCUGGGUACCUUUGCCGCGAGCGUAUCCGCAGAAUCGAACUUGCCAGACAUUGACGAUUUGGAGAACGAGAUAUUGCACGGCAACUGUUACGUAUUAAAGAAGCUCGCUGGCAAACAGCAGCACCUCGCGGGCGGCGGCUUUGAGGACCCUUGCUCUAAACCAGUCUUUGCUGAUCCGUCAGUGAUGGAUCCGUCGUCCGCAACCAGUUUUGAAGCCAACAAAGUUUCCUUGACCGAUUCUAGGAAUCAGUUGAAGGUGAAGAUCAAAGGCCCAUUUCUUGACGCGAACUAUGUGCCAGCAUCAUCGGUACCACCGUUGGCCCAACAAGCGCCGGUGAUAAUCACACCGGCCGCCACCAGCGCGUCUGUUGCUUCAGGCACAUCGAAUCUACGUCGCAUGCGUAAGAAGGAGCUGCUGCGCCAAUAUUGCUCGCAAGACAUGAACAUGGAUGAUCCAGUAUGCGGUAGCGUCGCUUCCGCUCCUAUAAUUCCACCCGUCAAUCGGACGGUCAUCACCAUCCCCAAGGCCGUGGCGUCCAUGACGAGUAUACCAACUCGUGAUGACUACAAAGCGGUCGUCGACGCGAACAUGGAGAAGAAACGACGGAAAGAACGCGGAGGCGGUGGUGGCAGUGGCUUCCUUGACGUAGUAGCUGGCGAGGAUGAGAGUAGUUCCGACAGGAGACGCAGUAUUGUGGUAGGGUCCGUCAGCGAUCGUCGAAGAGGCAGACAAACCAGACCUACCGCGACCAGUGCCGGGCCGCCGAAGCUGAAGAUCAAAAUCGGGAGCAGUAUAAUAGGCGGUCAGGAGAUAGGCAACAUACAGGACGAUCGUAGCAGGAUAAGACCGCCGAAGAAACGACUGAGCAGCAUCCCGAGCACCCCGAGCAUGGAAGAGCUUCGUCGUGAGAGUAUGAAGUUCCGCAAGAUGAUUAUGGCGGGCUUUGACAACGACGAGAAGACAAAGAGCAAGCGCGACAAGAAUGGCAAGCGAAAGAAGCGGCAAUCCAAAAAAGAGGCACGAGUGCAAAUCCUAGAGGACGGUCCGGCACCGCCCAAGAUCAUCAUACGGUGGGGCAAGGUGGCGGGCGCGAACUCCUCGACGACGACAACGAACAACGACGCACCUAACGACGCGCCGGCCACCGGCGACGAAGACGACAAUCAUCAGCAGGCAUCGUCGGACAAGGACAGCCGAGUGGGUCCACCGCCGCCCGAGCCGACCCACAAGGACGAAGUGGGAAUAUACCCAACAGGGGAAAGCGGCGUCAACGAGAAGCAGCCUACGGACCCGAACGCCGGCGUCGCUGCUCUCGGGAACGUCCGUUCGGCCAAGUUAACGCCGAUCCGGUUAAAACUUACGCGCUGCCAGGAGGGCUACGAACUGAAGGAUCCGGUGCGAGUAGCGAGUAGCGCGAGUGCGGACGACGAUGGUGGUGGUGGUAAUAGUAGUAGCAGUAGUAGCAGCAGCAGCAGCAGUAGUAAUAGUAGUACUAGUGCGACGACAACGACGGUGACGUUGGUGAACUCGGUGGCGCCGUUGCCAAUAGGUGAUGUCGAACAGGAAGAGGACGAGGAGACAGCGACGGCGGCGUCGACGGCAGAACGAUUGUCGGCCUCCGAUAUCGUCAUCCCCGUUGCCGCCGCCGCCGCUGAGACGAGGUCCGAGCAAGAGGAGCAGCAUGCUCUGUCGUGCACGGAGAAACAAUCUUCCAAAGAGGACGAUAUUCCAUUGCUGCCCCAGUCCGCGAAUCACAGCUCAUCGCCGGGGCGUCCGCCCGCACCGCUCCCGCAAGGAUGCCAAGUUAGGUGAUAAUUAAUGAUAAUUGUAUAAUACAGUAAUUUAGUGGUUCUUUCUCUUAGACGAUUCUAUAUAUUGUACGCGUGUGUGUAUUACGUAUUUACGUACGGCAUCUCACUGGGUUGGCGAUCCUCCGUGCCGUACUUACGUAUACGUAAGAUACACUCGUCUACGCAUACGCAACACACACAUACACACACAACAGUUGUAUAUUGUUCAAUGUUGAGACAGAGACUCACUAGAGAAAACGUUGUAAGAGUGUAAUAUAAAUUAUUGAUUAUUGUAAAUGAUCUGAGGGUGAAGUGAAAUUUCACAAAGUGCCCAAAAUUUACGGUAAAUACUACAAAAAAGAAAAAAAAACACAUGCAUUUCUUCGGAUGUAUAAGCGACCCGCGCUAAGGUGUACUCUUGUUGCGCAGUCGAAUCUAUAAAGCUCACUUAUCUUUAUAUCUAAUUCUUUCCUUUUAAUAACGCGGAUCAAA